ACUAAUUACCACAUACUAUUGGUCGUUCUCCACUAAAACUAAUAAAAUAAAGAAAACGUGGCUGUCCCGCCGUCCCUUUUAACCGGAGUCACGUCCGAAAUAACUACCAGUCCACCACCAUGAAGACGUGUGAUAACGGCCCCACGUUCACCACCAUUCCACGCGUCGCAUUCUCCAACACCAUUCCCCUCUCUUCCAUCCUCAAACGACGUCGCCGCACAGCCACGUAGGCUAGAUCCCGCAGAAACGAUGGCGUCCGGCGGUUCGCGUCGGAGAAGAAAGAAACAGUUGAGAAAUGCGUUUGGGGAAUGAAGAAGAAGAAAGGUCCGUCGUAACUGCCAAAAUGAAACCGAAACCCGCGGGAAAUGUUUUCUCAGUAAUAAAAUCGUGGAAAAUAAAAGAGAGAAAAAAAAACCCUGGGUUGGGUGACUACUUCAACGGCCACCGUCUCCCUUUCUCUCUCCUUUCUUCGUCUCCUCUCUUCUUUCUCUCGCCGCUCUGAAUUUCACCUGAGAUCAACCCAAAGAACCUGUAUUCAAUUACCCAAUUGAAAAUUUGAGAACUUUCUUACGACCAAUCACCAGGGUCCGGCUUGUUUUCAUCAGUUUGUAUAAUUCCAUUGGCAGAGGGAUAAAAAUACAGGGAGGACAAAAAAAGGUUUGCUUUGUCUGUAAGAAUCCUGACGUCAGAAGACGAAAAAUAGGAAGAACAAGAAGAAGAGAAGCAUUGAACUCUCCGUCCUCAACAUUCUCUGUUUUGGAUUUUUUUUCUCAGGUUCCGUAUUCCGUAAUCCAUACUCUAUUUUGUUUUUCCUCCCAUGGUUAGAGAUUGGAGAGGGCUUGCUUCUUAGUUAAUUUCUGAUAAUCAAUCAUCAGGUAAUUAAGUAAGCUGGAGAAGGGGAGACGAGGGUUAUAGAGAGAGAACAAAGGGGAGAGAGAGAGACGGAGGAAGAGGAAGAGCAGGUGGUACCUUUGAAGAAUUCAUUAAUGGCAGCAGGGGAUCUGGGCUGAUUCAUCAAGAACCAGAGCUUUUUCACUACUUCAGGUAAAUGUAUGCUUCCCCAAUUAAUUUCCCUUCCAUUCUUCCAGAAGAUCAGGCCAUGGAAACUACGUUCUUGCUGAUUAGAUUGUGCUUUACGUUUUCCUUCAUGGGUUCUGUACGAUCCCUCUUCUUCUUCUUCUUCUUCUUCUUCUUCUUCUUCUAACGCUUCUAAUCACCUGAGGAUUGAUUGGUUGAUAAAACGCUUGGAAGAACUUCUCCCUGAAUCCUGAUAUUCCUCUUUUCCCAGGCCCUGAAGCUCUUCUGAAGCCUUGUUCUGAGAUCUCUCUAAACUUUGAAGCAAACCCUCUUUGCUUCUUUGUUUAGAGAGGGCAAAUAGAGACAGAGAGAUCAGCAAAAGAAGCUCCAGUUGAUAAAAAAAGGAAAUGGAGCAGUUCAGACACGUAGGGGAAGUCCUGGGAAGCUUGAAAGCACUCAUGGUGCUCCAAGACGACAUUCAAAUCAACCCACGCCAGUGCGUUCUCCUGCACCAGAUGUUCACCUCGGCAUUCGACACUAUAGCUGAGGAGAUCAGGCACAACCUGACCCUGGAAGAGAAGAACACGAAGUGGAAGCCAUUGGAGGAGCCGUUGAGGGAGCUUCACAGGGUGUUCAAAGAAGGCGAGCUCUACGUCCGCCAUUGUAUGGACAACAGCAAGGACUGGUGGGGGAAAUCCCUCUCCCUCCACCAAAACAAAGACUCCGUCGAGUUCCACAUCCACAACCUGCUCACCUGCUUCCACGCUGCCGUCGAGGCCAUAGAGAGUGCAGGAGAGAUCUCUGGCCUCGACGAGGCAGACAUGAAGAGGAAAAGAGUGAUGCUUUUGAAAAAAUAUGAUCGAAGCUGGUAUGACCCCAAGCUGUUCCAGUGGAGGUUCGGGAGGCAGUACUUGAUCCCAAGAGAGAUAUGCUGCCAGUUCAAAGCUGCGCUGAGGGAAGACAAAUGGCAUCUCAUCGAGAAGCUGAAGGAGAAGAAAGCAUCGGGCUUGAUCUCAAAGAACGAGCAUCGCAUUGCUGAUCUGCUGCUGAAGAAGCUCAACAGCGUCGAGAAAGUUAAUGGGAAACUCCCACCUAGCUCGAUUUUAUUGGGAGCUGAAGAUUACAAAGUGAGGAGAAGACUAGGGGAAGGAACCCAGUACAAGGAGAUCCAAUGGCUAGGGGAAGGAUUUGCAAUGAGACAUGUGUUCCACGAGAUUGAGCCGUUGAGCUCUGAGAUAUAUGAUCUAAUGUCGUUGGCUCAUCCCAACAUAGUCCAGUACUUCUGUGGAUUCUAUGACGAGGACAAAAAGGAAUGCUUUUUAGUAAUGGAGUUGAUGAGCAAGGAUUUGUAUUCUUACAUGAAGGAGAACAGCAGUCCGAGGAAAAGGGUUCUUUUGCCUCUCCCCAUUGUUGUGGAUAUCAUGCUUCAGGUAGCUAGAGGGAUGGAGUAUCUCCAUUCGAAGAAGAUCUACCAUGGAGAUCUGAACAUCACCAACAUAUUUCUCAAGCCAAGGAAAUCCACAGAGGGUUAUUUCUUCGUCAAAGUUUCAGGCUUUGGACUCGCGAGAGUUGAAAGUCAACCUCUGAGGCAUGCUUCUUCGAGCUCAGAUGCAAUCGAUCCGGCAAUCUGGUAUGCACCGGAGGUGCUAGCGGAACAAGAGGCUGCAGCUGCUGCUGGUGGGAACAAUUCAAGGUCGAAUAGCAAGUACACGGAGAAGGCCGAUGUCUACAGCUUUGGAAUGCUGAGUUUCUGCCUGUUAUCGGGGAAGCUUCCAUUUGAGGACGGGCAUCUCCAUGGUGAUCAGAUGAUCAAGAACAUUCGAGCUGGGGAGAGACCGUUAUUCCCAUUUCAAUCACCUAAAUACCUUGUGAACUUGACGAAGAAGUGCUGGCAUAAGGAUCCAAGCUGCAGGCCGAGCUUCUCCUCGAUUUGUAGGGUUCUUAGAUACGUGAAGAAGUUCCUGGUGAUGAAUCCUAGUGAUGGGCAGCCGAAUAUGCAGACGCCCCCUGUCGACUACACCGAACUGGAAGCUGGGUUUCUGAAGAAGUUCCCUGCUGAGGUCACCUGCGAUUCGAGCUCGGUUUCUCAGAUUCCGUUUCAUAUGUUUGCUUACAGGCUCGCGGAGAGGGAGAAGAUGGCGUCCUCUCUUGGUGUGAAGUUCAAGUCGAAUGAGGCAGGAAAUGAAGAGCCUAUUACCCCUGCAGCAGGUGAAGAUCCAAUUGUGUUGCCAUCUGCGGAUGAAUCGAAGAUCGUUCAAUCUGAUGCGAAGUCGGUUUGUAUUGGAAGUCCGGAGGAAAUGAUCACGUCGGAUGUGAGGUCAGUGAUAUUGGAGCCACCGAAGAAAGAAACAAUGCCUGCUGCUACUGCCGUGGCAAAGAAGCCAGCUAAUGUUAAAGUGAAGAAAGCUUCAGGUGUUAAAUCAAAAGUGAAAACUCCAGUGAGGUCAUCGCCGGCGAGAUUGUCAGCAACGUGGAGUCCAACUGGCCGGAGUUUGAGAACGAAUGCUGCGAAAGACAGUCCAAAGAGAACAACAAUGAGUUCACAAAAUCCAGGGAAAGGGGUGUCAUGAACGAAGGUGAUGAAUGCGGGGAGGAACGAUCAAUGGUGCUACCUUUCUGGUUUAACAAUUUAUCCAUUCCUCUCCUGGGUUUUUGUUUCUCUAGGUAAAUAUUGAAUGAAUCAAUCAAGUGUUGACAGAAAAGGAGAUAGAAGCGGGUCAGUGAGUGUUACCUGAUUUUUCUUGUAGCAGUGUAAUUUGGAUUCUUCAGUAAUUCGAGCAGCCAACCCUGGACUUUUGAAUCCUUGUAUGUUCAGGAUUUCAUUUCGAAUCACGUAGUUAAUAUGAAGGAGCCAAAAGGUAAAAAAGAGAGAAGUCUGACAGAGAUUCGUUCCAAAACUUGCUUCUCAUUCUUUUUCAGGAUAAGACCUGUCCAGUCAGCAGUGUACACUAUUAUGCUCUCUUCCUUUGAGACAUUUACAUAAACUAGAAAAACAAAG
Molecule: messenger RNA, 4015 nt
Organism: Linum trigynum
Lineage: Eukaryota; Viridiplantae; Streptophyta; Magnoliopsida; Malpighiales; Linaceae
Source: the annotation of a GenBank genome assembly